Manihot esculenta (cassava) is the source of this 1170-nucleotide messenger RNA. Its product is annotated as transmembrane protein 45B. The transcript has a single exon. The coding region runs from base 19 to 960 and encodes 313 amino acids. The record is from RefSeq and is a predicted model, not a curated record. Lineage: Eukaryota; Viridiplantae; Streptophyta; Magnoliopsida; Malpighiales; Euphorbiaceae.
AACAAACAAAUUACAAACAUGGGAAAUCUAAUGGGACAUGUGUUGCCUGGAAUGGCUUUCCUUGCACUUGGUUUAUGGCAUCUCAUUAAUCACAUCAAACUCUAUUCUCUACACCCAAACUCUUACAUAUCUUCUCCUUGGUUCCCCACCACAAAAAUAAGGCACUUGGAGCUUUUCUUCAUAAUUAUAGGAAGCUCCAUCUCCAUUUCCAUGGAGCUUUUUAUUGGUCCUGCCAAACACCAACCUCUUGAUUCUGAUGGAACCAUACCCUCAAAUCACCUCAGAAACUUUGAGCACUCCUUAAUUUCUACCUUUUUCUUAGUUUAUGCAUCUUUUGCAAUAAUUCUCGACAGAUUUAAGCCUAAAGCUCAAUUGGGUAUCACACAACUCCUUGCAGCAGUAGCAUUUGGGAAUCAAUUUUUUCUCUUUUAUCUUCACUCGACAGAUCACAAGGGUCUUGAAGGCCAAUACCAUUUGCAUCUCCAAGUCCUUGUGCUUGUCUCUUUAGCAACUACCCUUAUGGGAAUUGGGUAUCCUAGAAGUUUUUUAAUCAGCUUUGUGAGAUCUGUUAGCAUUGUUUUUCAAGGAGUUUGGUUCAUAGUGAUGGGCUACAUGCUGUGGACGCCUGAAUUGAUACCUAAAGGUUGUGCACUGUACAACGAUGAUGGUCACCAUGUGGUUAGAUGUAGCAGCGAAGAAGCAUUACAUCGAGCUAAAUCAUUAGUAAACAUUGAGUUCAGCUGGUACCUAACUCUGAUUUCAGUUUUUUCAAUUUUUCUCUAUCUGGGUAUGUUUGAAAGAUUUGGCAAAAGGGUGGAGUAUUCUUCACUACCAAAGGGAUUUAAAGACAUGGAAGAUGAAGAAAAAUUGUGUGAUGAUGUUGAAUCCCAGAAGUUAUUUGGAGAGUCCAAAGGAUCAACAGGAUAUGCUCCAUUCAAUAUGGAAAGGCAGAAGAUGUGAUGUGAUGUGAUGGAAUUGAAGUUGAUAAUGAAGUUUGCUAGCUAGUGUGUAUAAUUUCAUUUGCUUGGUGAUAAUAAUGAAAAAAAUAAUAAUUUAAUUUAACUUGUAUGGUUUAUGUAUACAUGGAAAAAAAUAAUAAUUUAAUUUACCUUGUGUGAUUUAUGUAUAUUUUGUGUUAGUAAAUAAAAUUGCACAGUACAUUUACAUUUA